AUGCCAACCGGAAAGGGAAGUAAGCUAUUGCGGUACGUCGAGCACCGUCUCCGCGUAACACUUCACGAUGGAAGGUCAAUUGUGGGAACCUUUCUUGCGUUUGACAAGCACCUAAAUCUCGUCUUAUCCGAAGCCGAAGAAUUCCGUACGUUGAAAUCCAAAGGUGGCGCCGCUCUGCUGGAAGAACGAACGGAAAAACGCAGUUUGGGCUUGGUCCUUAUUCGCGGAGAAAACGUCGUUAGUUUAGCCGUCGAAGGCCCACCGCCACCGUCAACAAUGGGAAAACUGACACCGGGCGGUCCCGGUAUGGCUCGGGGUGCCGGACGCGGUGUACCUUCCAUGGCCCCACCCGGGGCUCCGCCGGUAGGGCUGGGUGCGGCGCCAAUUCACGGGAUUGGUGGUGCCGGAGGAACAUUUCCGCCACCGCCACCCCCACCACCGGGCGCGGGUAUGCCACCGCCUGGAAUGGGACGAGGUAUGCCACCGCCCCGAUACUGA
Molecule: messenger RNA, 498 nt
Organism: Phaeodactylum tricornutum CCAP 1055/1
Lineage: Eukaryota; Bacillariophyta; Bacillariophyceae; Surirellales; Neidiaceae
Exons: 2
Coding region: 1-498 (165 amino acids)
Biological process (GO): mRNA splicing, via spliceosome
Cellular component (GO): U5 snRNP; U4/U6 x U5 tri-snRNP complex; U1 snRNP
Molecular function (GO): RNA binding
Source: RefSeq, a predicted model, not a curated record